AUGCCGCCACGUAUCAAAGAGUCCGAAAAUGGUGUUCCCACCUACUGGGGCCAAUCCGGUAGGAUGCUCCAAGUCCUCAUCACCAUCGUUGCCGUUACCGAUUUCCUUCUCUUCGGUUAUGAUCAGGGUGUUAUGAGUGGUAUCAUCUCCGCCCCUGCCUUCGUCACUGCCUUCCCCGAAGUCGAUGGCGACUCCACCUACGAAGGUUUCGUCGUCUCCAUCUAUGCCGUCGGUUGCUUGCUUGGCGCCAUCUUUGUCUUCGUCUUUGGUGACAAGCUCGGACGUCGCAAGAGUAUCUUCCUCGGUGCCGGAGUUAUGAUCAUUGGUGUCAUUAUCCAAAUUGCUUGUGUCCCUCCAUCCAGCGGUGCCACAGCCCAGUUUAUUGUCGGACGAUGCAUUACUGGUGUUGGCAACGGUAUCAACACUUCCACCAUUCCCACCUACCAGGCUGAAUGCUGCAAGGCUAAGAACCGCGGUAAGGUCAUCUGUAUCGAAGGUUCCAUGGUUGCCAUUGGCACGCUCAUCGCCUACUGGAUCGACUACGGCUGUCUGUACGGCCCCGAUGACUUCACCUGGAGAUUCCCUAUCGCUUUCCAGUGUGUCUUCGCCGCUAUCGUCAUCGUCAUGAUGAUCUCGCUUCCUGAGUCUCCCCGAUGGCUCCUCAACCACCACCACGAAGAUGAAGCUGCUACUGUGCUGGCUGGUCUUAAUGGAGUCUCCCGCGACGACCAAGAGGUUAUCAUACAGAUGCAAGUCAUCCGCGAUGCUGUCAACUCCUCUGGUGGUGGUGGCAAGGUCCCAACCAAGGCUCUUCUGACUGGCGGAAAGUCUCAGCACUUCCGCCGUGCUAUCCUCGGUGCCUCCUCGCAGUUCAUGCAGCAGUUGUCUGGAUGUAACGCUGUCAUCUACUACUUCCCUAUUCUCUGCCAGAGUGCGUUGAACACGACCCACAACCUCGCCCUUCUUCUCGGAGGUGUUAACAUGGUUGUCUACGCCCUCUUCGCCGCCACCUCAUUCUACUUUGUCGAGCGUGUUGGCCGCAGAAAGUUGUACCUGAUCGGUACCGUUGGCCAAAUGACUGCCAUGAUCAUCACCUUUGCUUGCCUGCUUCCCGGAGGUGUAAACAACGAGAACAACGAGGGUCCUGCCAAGGGCGCUGCUGUCGGUCUCUUCCUGUACAUUGCCUUUUUCGGUGUUACCUGGCUUCCUCUUCCCUGGUUGUACCCUGCCGAGAUCAACCCCCUCAAGACCCGCCAGAAGGCCAACGCAUUCUCAACGAUCAACAACUGGCUAUGGAACUUCUUCAUUGUCAUGAUCACCCCGGUACUGAUUACCAACAUUGGUUGGGGUACUUACCUCCUCUUUGCUGCUCUGAACGCUUCCUUCAUUCCCAUCAUCUACUUCUUCUACCCUGAGACUGCUGGCCGUUCCCUCGAGGAGAUUGAUCUCAUCUUCGCCAAGGGCUACACUGAGAAGAUGAGCUACGUGCAAGCCGCUAAGCAGCUGCCCAAGAUGGACGAGGCCCAGAUCGCCGAAGCCGUUCGCCAGUACGACCUCUCUGACAGCGACAUUGAGAACCGCUCUGCGGCUGGAUCGCUCAAGGAGAAGCGUCAGCAAGAUGAGGAGCUCAUGCCUCAGGCAGGCGGACAGAUGUAA
Messenger RNA from Alternaria burnsii, 1656 nucleotides. Its product is annotated as sugar transporter stl1. The transcript is spliced from 2 exons. Gene Ontology annotation, molecular function: carbohydrate:proton symporter activity. Gene Ontology annotation, biological process: carbohydrate transport; transmembrane transport. The coding region runs from base 1 to 1656 and encodes 551 amino acids. Lineage: Eukaryota; Fungi; Ascomycota; Dothideomycetes; Pleosporales; Pleosporaceae. The record is from RefSeq and is a predicted model, not a curated record. Gene Ontology annotation, cellular component: membrane.